Carassius auratus (goldfish) is the source of this 4846-nucleotide messenger RNA. RefSeq lists its product as uncharacterized. The record is from RefSeq and is a predicted model, not a curated record. The coding region runs from base 493 to 1896 and encodes 467 amino acids. Gene Ontology annotation, cellular component: nucleus. The transcript is spliced from 4 exons. Gene Ontology annotation, molecular function: RNA binding; protein binding. NCBI's taxonomy places the organism in Eukaryota, Metazoa, Chordata, Actinopteri, Cypriniformes, Cyprinidae. Gene Ontology annotation, biological process: negative regulation of transcription by RNA polymerase II; nervous system development.
AGGAGAGUGGGAGAAACUGAGAGAGAGUAGGAGGAAUGAAAAUAAGAGUUUACAUGCAAGUCAGCAUCACAACUGGAAGCACAGCAUUUCAACAGCACAGACCUUUAUGUUAUGUAAUGCAAAGGGUAACUGAAGUUUGACUUAAAUACAGCAUAACUGCUGCUUAAAGAGACCGACCAAUAGUAGCUACCCCAGUCAAUAAGAAGCCACACGUCUCCUUUGAGUCCUAAAUCAUUCUCCUCAUCAAAAUCAUUUAAACAAGUAUUAGCACCUUACACAGCUGAACUUUAAUCUUUCAGAAAGUGCUUAUGCACUCAAAAUAUCUUCACAGCAUUUCCUGAUAACAUCUCAAAUGAUCUCAUUCUUUCCCAUAAGCAAAUUUCCACCAUAAAAAAUGCAAUGCAAUUGACAUUUCCCCACAACUACUAAAAAAGUUGUUUUAACCCGAGAAAGAAGAGGACAGCACAGCAUUUAUGUCUAAUGUGAUAUUGCAUGAUCUUUGUUGUGCUCAUGGCAAAAAAUACAAGUUCCUCCGGGGUCUUAGAAAAAUGGGAUUCUGUACCAAAUGAACAGCCAUCCGAACCCAUUUUUAAAACCCCUUCACCCUUUUGGAAUCAGGAUUUAUUAUACAGAAGAUCUAGACAAAUACGUGAAUCCACGCCUGAUGUUGUCACAGAUGGAUUUAACCUGUAUACUUACAGGUAUGAUUUAGGCUCUGUCACAAGCCCAAACCUCUCAUGUGUUAUAGGAGCAAAUCAGAGCCAUCCUUCGCCGAGUCUGAACUCUACUAGCAGUAGAUAUCUACCACCUUCAUCGAAAUUACUUGUCAGCGACCCACACACGCUGCACAGUAUUGGAAGGGGCACUCCAUACUGGAGUUAUUUACCUCCAGAAGUAGGACAUGGACUUGUCAAAGGUUUCAGAAAGCUGCAUAAUCCACAAAUUGACCCAUUGUCAGCUUCAUAUUUUUAUAGAGGGGUUGUAAGGGAUGCUCCAAGAAGAGAUAUUCCAAAUGAGGAAGUCAAAAUGUACAUGCAAAAAGAGAGACAGAGAUAUUCACAUUGGUACCACGAACCACAAAGUUAUAGAAUCUGCUCUAAAACAGAUCGUGAGAGACAUUGUGUGAAAAACAACCCACUGCUAGGUUCUUUAUUACAUACAGAUUCUAAUAAAGAAUAUUUUAAGCACAGUAUUGAGUACAAACAUCACCAGCCGCUCACUUUGUACGACUCUACUCAUGCUGUGCCUGAAAAAUCACAGCGGGAAAGUGAAAAACAAACAAGAGAGGAGCUCCCCCUGCUGGUCUGGAGAGAAGAAGAAGCAGAAAAACACAAUCACCAAACAAACACUAGCUCACAGACUACAUCCUCCUCUUCUGCCCUUUGGGUGCUCCGUCGCUUUGCAGAAGGCACUUUGGUGGAACUCGAGGGCGGCCGGCUGAAGCGGGUGGAGGAUUUAAAGAUGGAGGAUUUGGAGCGGUGUGCUCAGUUACAUCCUGAGCUGACACUGAAGCGUUUCACUGUGUUGAAGAUGACUCCCUCACAGACCCCAACGCUCUCAUGUUUACGUGUGGAGAUUGAGCAUGACCACUCACAGUUGUCACUGGAGGUGAGUGAAGGGCUGCCCUUCUUUGUUUGCGGUUAUGGCUGGUCCUCCUGUAACCCUCAACAUACAAGUCAAACCUGCAGACUACAAUGCCGCCGACUAAAGGUGGGUGACGUGUGCCUGGCACUGACGCAUAUGCCCACCUCUUCAUCUCAGCCUGCCAAUCAGAGCCUAGAUGAAGUUGGUGGAGAUCAAGCGUUCCCAAAGUGUCAUGCCGAAAACAACUCCACAAUGCAGAAGAAAAAACAAUCAAGAAAGAGACACUUCACAGCUCCUGAACUAAGCGGCUAAAGGCUAAGUCAUAUAUUGUAUUUUAUUUUAUUUUUUUACUUUUUUAUAGAACAGAAGUCUUUGUACAUUGCAAAUACCAUCUUUUGGAAAUAUAACUGUGUAAAUAGUAACUGCAAUAUUGCCAGUUCAACUACACUAUCGUUCAAAAGUUUAGGGUCAGUGAGUUUAUUUUAUUUUUUUAUAAUAUAAACUUAAUAUAAAGACAAUAUUUUAUAUAUUUAAUUGGUCAAAAGUGGCAGUACACAUAAUUCUUAUGUAAAAUAUGUGUGUUUCUUUGACACUUUCUAUUCAUCAAAGAAUCCAGCAAAGACAUAUCAUAUUUUCCAUACAAUACUAAGUAGCACAAUGUAUUUCAGCAUUGAUAGUAAUAAGAAAUAUUUAUUGAGUACCAUAUCAGCAAAUUAUAGUUAUUUAUUAAGUAUCAUGUGACAGUACAUGUAGACUGGUGUAAUGGCUGCUGAAAAUUUAUUUUUGAUAUAACAGGAAUUCAGUUUUGAAAAAAUAUUAUAAUAAAAAAACAAUACAAUAUAAUAUAACAACAUUUACACUAUUUUAUCAAAUCAGUGCAGCAUAGGCGAGCAUAAGAUUAAAAAUGUAUUAACUAAUAUCUUACAGACCCCAAAACUUUUGAACAGUAGAUUAUUUUGUCACAAAAUACCCAUCAGACUCCUUAAAACAUUCUUACAACACCUAACAACAACAAAAUUGGAUAUUACAGUUGUUAUGUUUUGUUUUUAUGGUCUAUAAUUCCCUGUAUGCACAUACACUGGUAUCAAGAACAUGUUAAAAACCCUAUACAAUAUCUGAUAUUGAUAUCUGAUAACUUUUUGACACUGGACUUCGUGGACUUCUGUUAAAUUGGUGGAAAUCUUUAUACCUGUGUACUUCCAAAAGCUGACCAAAUAAACUUAGCAUAUGCAAAUAAUAUUUAUGACAUCAUUUCCUGCACAAGACUGUAUAUUUUUUGUUGUUGUCCAAUAAUAAGCUUUCUAUGAUGGGAAUAUAAAUUGUUAUAAAUUAUUUUAUCAUUGAAUAAAUUAUUUUAGAAAUGCAUUACCAGUAUUAUACAUUUGAAAAACACGUUGUUAUACAAAUACCACCUGCAAAUCAUAGGCUAAGUUUAGAAUAUAUGCUCCCAAGCUACUUUUAUUUUCUGCAUUAUAGCAUGUAUAGUAUGCAACCCAUAGAUCUGAUGAAUAAAGCUGCCAUCAUUCCCAUUCACCAUAAUGACAGCUGCUUUGUUGCAACAAGACCUCCCAGAUGUAUACAACUUCACGAGAUAAACAGAACCCACUUGCUGAAACAAACAUGCAAUAUAAUGAGGGCAUGUAACAAUAGCAUAGCAUGCUACUGUUUAAAAUAUUAGCAUAAUGCAUACUGUUUUAUAUCCAAUUUCUGCACAAGGUAUCUAUGUAAUACUUAAUACCUAGCGAGUUAAUCAUUAAAAUGAUCAGGUCCAAGUAGAAACCCUCCAAUAAAACAAUGCAAAACAUAAUUUGAUAGAAUAUUAGCAUUAGCAUUGUUUUUUUAAUGAGAAAGGGUCACUUUGAGAUUUUUGGUUUUACAGUUUUUACAAUUAAAAAAAUAAAUACAAAUUCUUCAUGACAUAGAGAAACAAACUGUUAACGUUUUUCAGUUCUCCAACCAUCUGGUUUUGAAGGCCAUCUUUUCCACCAGCGACUCUUUAACGCACAGCUACAAUGUUGUAUUGUAUCGAUGUUAUUGGGAGCAGCUGCACGAGUCACAUUUCCGUCUGCCAAAAUCGAACGCACCUGCUCCUCUUUAGACAGUUUUAUUCAUUUCAUUUUAUCAUUUAGAUUUAUUCCUAAUGUUCAGAUCAUAACCAAAUGCUCUCUCCUGAUACCGCCCACCUGCUGGCCUGGCCGCUCUUCACAGGCGAGGACGGGCUAAAUGAUGACUCUUUUACUGCAGGUGGACACAUACUGCAUCACUGACCCUUGAGAUGACCCACACACAUUCACACUCCUCACAACAAAGGGUUCAUUCACUAAUGGUGUGUGUACACGCAUAUUUGUACAUAAAUCCUCUGUGUGAACAUUUGAACACAUAAUUAAUCAAUAUGUUGCCAUAGGGUGUGUUUUUGUGUUUCAACAUGUUCCCUCUUUUAGGAUAAUUUGGUCUUGUGCAAGAUCUGAAAUUUAUAGGCUGACUAGUGGACUCCAUCCAAUUGUUUAUGUUUACUCUUAUUAGUUGUCUGAUUAAAAAUACUUAAAUCCUUGCUAUAUUUAGUCUUAAUUAUAAAAAUAAUUGUUCAUGUAUUUUUAUGACACUUGUUGAUUAAUGGUCAAAUUUAAGCAUUCCUUUUCUGUUUUUUCUUAGUGACCUUUAGUUAGCAAGGUAACAGCUUAGCCUAUUAGCUUAGCAUAGCACUAAACCCUCCUUUGAUUAGCUAAAACAAGAUGCCAUGGUAAUAACACAGCUAUUAUUAAAUGACACCAAAAGAGAGUAAAGUCACAGAAAAUAAAUUACCAGUUGCGCUGUAAACACUGAUUUUGACUCUUCUGAAACCCUUCAUAGGUCAGAUAAAGGCACAUGGCUUUUUAUGAACUGAAUAACUGAGAACUGCUGAGAGAAAACACGUGUUCUUUCAUGUAUGUGACGAAACCAAAGUGAUUCCAAGGCAAAACUGAGUUGCAUAUUUCCGCAGUACUGUUUAAUUGAGUGCUGAACAUCUGUGUAAUGGUUUGUUGAGUGUCCUGAAAGAAUGACAUUAAAACUAAUGCUUUGUCUCACUGUAACGGACACCCCUCAUUUGCAUUUCUAUCUCACAUCUCGUGCAAAAUACAGUGGGUCUACAGUUUGCAACCACAUGGAAAUUAUGUGAUUCAUCGUCUAAUUUAAACCUGGAAAUAACCAGAAUUUUGAAUAACCAGAAUGAAGAAAAGAGAUAUUUAAGAUUCUGAAUUCUUCCAUUGAAGCACAAAAGAUG